AUGAGCUUGUCUUUCUUCCUCUGCUUUCUCUUUCUCAGCCACCUGAUCCUCCUCGCUUUGGCACACAAGGAGACGCUGCCCCCCAGAGCGCAACUUGGAGACGCGGCUCGCCGUGCCGAAAACAGCAGCAGAAGCAGCCUUGGAAGUAGGAACACCACUUCGUCGUCGUCUUCAGCACCUGCCGCGUAUUUUUCCCCCUCUUUGGGAGUUCAAGGCAGCGGCUCCGAGAGGAGCAGUUUCCAGUGGAGCCCCUCCGGACGCCGAACAGGCAGCCUCUAUUGCAGGGUGGGCAUCGGCUUCCAUCUCCAAAUCCACCCCGACGGGCACGUCAACGGCUCCCACCAAGGCAGUCUCCUAAGUAUUUUGGAAAUAUUUGCUGUGUCUCAGGGGAUUGUAGGAAUACGAGGAGUUUUCAGCAACAAAUUUUUAGCGAUGUCGAAAAAAGGAAAACUCCACGCAAGUGCCAAAUUUACAGAUGACUGCAAGUUCAGGGAGAGGUUUCAAGAAAACAGCUAUAACACAUACGCCUCAGCGGUUUACAGGACUGAAAAAACGGGAAGAGAAUGGUACGUGGCUUUGAACAAAAGAGGCAAAGCGAAGAGAGGGUGUAGUCCCCGGGUGAAACCUCAGCAUAUUUCUACUCAUUUUCUCCCGAGGUUCAGACAAGAUGAGCAGCCCGAACUCUCAUUUACCGUCGCCGUCCCUGAAAAGAAAAAGCUGCCUGUUGUCAUCCCAGCAAAGCCAAAGGUCUCAUUGCCGGUGCCUCGAAAGAACUCCCCUCCAGUCAAAUACAGACUCAAGUUUCGCUUUGGGUAGUAAUAACCGCUCAAUUCAUAAAUUCGAGGACUGACCUUUUUCUCAGGAACUGCUGCUUGUACGUGGUUCCGUGGUGCAGAAUGGCGGAUGAGACUCCGUGGCGCAUUCAGCUCCAUUGGGAGACCCUCCCAUUGGAAAGAUUCACAUUCAUUUGGGGCCUGCUGACACCCAAGUUGAGUGGCUUGUUUGGUAGUUAAAAACAAAGUCGAAUUCUUCAGCUACGUUAAGGGGGAAAGCCCCAAAAGGAGUUCAGGUGAAUGGAAAGGCAUUUGAGGGGGGUUGCCUUAAUUUUCAAUCUCAUCUUUCUGCUUUCCAGUUGUUGGUCAUGGAUUGCCAGUUUUAAAUGGCUGUUCAAAAAUGGCAACAGUAGAGUUUAAAAUGACUCUUGCAAGAUGUGAAAGAUUACCUCAUAUGUUGAGUUGUG
Elgaria multicarinata webbii is the source of this 1240-nucleotide messenger RNA. RefSeq names its product fibroblast growth factor 5 (gene FGF5). Gene Ontology annotation, cellular component: cytoplasm. The record is from RefSeq and is a predicted model, not a curated record. Gene Ontology annotation, biological process: animal organ morphogenesis; regulation of cell migration; positive regulation of protein phosphorylation. NCBI's taxonomy places the organism in Eukaryota, Metazoa, Chordata, Lepidosauria, Squamata, Anguidae. The transcript is spliced from 3 exons. Bases 1 to 816 code for a protein of 271 amino acids. Gene Ontology annotation, molecular function: growth factor activity; fibroblast growth factor receptor binding.